Molecule: messenger RNA, 1775 nt
Organism: Gamsiella multidivaricata
Lineage: Eukaryota; Fungi; Mortierellomycota; Mortierellomycetes; Mortierellales; Mortierellaceae
Exons: 11
Coding region: 44-1480 (478 amino acids)
Biological process (GO): protein K63-linked deubiquitination
Cellular component (GO): endosome; membrane
Molecular function (GO): metal-dependent deubiquitinase activity; protein binding; K63-linked deubiquitinase activity
Source: RefSeq, a predicted model, not a curated record
CGACGUUCGAGAGGACGCCACGUAACGUGACACGACCAACCUUAUGCCAAGAACGAUGUUCGUUCUUCUCUGCUCUACCACACUUGCCACCAAUCCCCAAGCAUCCCAUUCCACACCUACUCUGUCGAUCGGACUAGUCAUGCGGGGGACAAAGGUCGAGAAAUGCUUCCCUCGUCAGGAGCUCAAUGACAGGGCCAAGGUGUCCAUGGUCGACUCGACACCACUUCGAUUCUACUUUCGAACAGCAGAGCACCUCUUCAAGCAGGCCAAGAUUUAUCAGAUGGAAGGCGACCUUCAGACCUCCUACAUUCUCUACAUGCGAUUCUGCAACCUAGUCAUCUCUGAACUUCAGAAGCACCCCGAUUACACUAAUCCGGAUCACAAGCCCUGGUUGCUUGCCCUCAGAAAAAGUGCAAUGACAGCCUUGAAAGAAACCGAGGCACUGAAGCCGGUCUUGGAUAAAAAGUACGAGGACUAUCAGGAGUACAUUCGACAGCGGGAAGCAAAGAUCAGAGCGCAGGCCAUGGAAGCGCAGCAGCAAUUGGAGAUGCAGCGGAAACAGAAUACAGAGAGGAACCUCAGGGAGCAGCAGGAAUUACACUGGGCUGACAACCCCCCGACUCAGACUUGGUCACUGGCCAAGGCACUUGAAGGUGUCCCAGGAGUAUACCCAGCCCAGCCGGCCCAUCGCGUUCAUUCACGCCAUCAUCAUUACGACAAUACAGUGGCAGUCAGCGAGAUCCAAUACCCCGAGCAAUAUCAACGUCAAUACCAUGGCCGGUCGGAAGCCCCGAUGCCAAGUAUCCAGCCUCAACAGCUUGUCCCAACGCCAACAGGCCCACCGCCAGCAUUACCACGGAAACCCGUCUCGCUAAACAACGCACCGAAACUGCCGCCCAAAAUCCAGAUCGAGGAAGAUGUGCAUGAAUUCUCGCGAGGAUUGAGGACUCUCAUUGUCCCUGUGCGAUUGCUGGACAGAUUCCUGAACAUUGUACGCCCCAAUACGAUUAAGAAUCUGGAGACAUGCGGAAUCUUGGCGGGUGUACUGUCUCACAACAGACUGACGGUAACAACCCUCAUUAUCCCAAAGCAAACUGCGACCUCGGAUACGUGUUCCACAACCAAUGAAGAUGAGCUGUUUGAAUACCAGAGCGAACGGGAUCUUAUGACAUUGGGCUGGAUUCAUACACAUCCAACGCAGACGUGCUUUAUGAGCUCUGUCGACCUUCAUACUCAUUGUUCAUACCAGUUGAUGCUGCCAGAGGCCAUCGCCAUUGUGUGUGCUCCGAAGCACGACAAAGACUAUGGCGUAUUCAGGUUAACAGAUCCGCCGGGAAUUCAAGUGAUCACCAAUUGUCGUCAAAAGCCGCUUUUCCAUCAGCAUCCGGGAGAGGAUGAUAUUUACACUGAUGCGUGCGACCAGGGCCAUGUGGAGCUGGUCGACCUUGACCUGGAGAUUGUAGAUCUGCGAAGGAAAUGAAUAAAGUGCCAUGUCCUCUAUAUCGUCACACAGACUUGUCGUUCUCAGCGAACUAGGAGAAGGAAAGAGAGCCGCGGCAAUUGGUUGGUUGAUCUGUCCACGGAUGAGGGGAAAGACGUGACCAAGGCAGCUGGGGUUGAAUCUUCAUCGGAGAUGGAUGAGAAUGGCACCAAUACGACCUCAAGUGUGGGGCAAGAAGAAGGACUGCUGAACCUCACUCACAUUCAAAAUUAUUCCCACGCUUCCCCCGAACUUUUCUCUUCAUCUUCCCUCCUCAUCCCUCUCUCCCUCCUCA